Molecule: messenger RNA, 3396 nt
Organism: Stomoxys calcitrans (stable fly)
Lineage: Eukaryota; Metazoa; Arthropoda; Insecta; Diptera; Muscidae
Product: protein stoned-A
Exons: 3
Coding region: 955-3396 (813 amino acids)
Source: RefSeq, a predicted model, not a curated record
CAAAAAAGUUGAAAGUCAUCAAAUUUCUGGCCAUGGACGUUUUUUGGAGAUUUUUUUUGCAAAUUUUUGCCCUGAUAUCUCUCACAAAAGUACCUUUAAGGGGAAUUAUAUUUGAAAAUGUGGCUUAGUAGCUUGUUAUGCUUGAAUUUUCGAGAAGAAUCGAGACUUUUCUAAAUUGGAUUUUGUUGAAAGCCAGCCAAGAAAGAAAAUUUAUUUCAUAAAAAUUCAUAGUGAAUGAUAGUUGGAAAGUGUAAAAAUCGAUUUUUCCCCAUUUCUUAUCUGUGUGUGUGUGUAUGUGCAUUGGUUUGUGUGUGGGAAUGAACGAACGAAUAUAGAUUUUCCUGUAUCUGCUGCUGCUGCUGUCCCAUCGUGGUAUUGUGUGCUUUUUUGUAGCUGCGUACAUUAGCAUCCGUAUUCGUUCCAAAAGUUCUCUUGCUCGCGCUCUCUCUUUCACUUUCUCAUUCUCAUUCUCCCUCUCUGUCACUCUGUUUGCUACCAUAGCUGUUUUGCUUACUUUUGGCUCUGCUAUCAAAGUAGCGGUAUAUUGUUUUGUUUGUUGUUGGUAUGACACACUUCGUGUCAUCUGAGCCUGUGACGUUAGCCUAACGAAGCCAAAGGCAACGGCAAUGUUGUUGGUGGUGUUGUUAAAGGCAAGCAAGGUCUUUGUGCUUUGGUGUGAGUAAAUCAGUGUGGUGUGAGAAACACAUGUUUAAGUAAUAAAAGAGAUCCACCAUACAUGGUGAAUUCUAAGAGGUGAGUCUAUUGUUUAUCAAUCUUCAUAGCCUUAGAGAAGAGCGAAGAGAGAAACUUGAAGAGAGGCAGAGUGCGAGGGGAAUGAAAGGAGUAGAAAAAAAAAAUCAAAAGCAAGCAGAAACGAAGAUUAUUGGUUUGGCAGGGUGCAUGCAUGUGUGUAACGGUAUUUAUGACCGUUUUCGAUGUCUCCUCAAUUAGAGAAUGCUUAAGUUACCCAAAGGUUUAAAAAAGAAAAAGAAGAAGUCCAAAAAGGAUCAAGAGCUUUUCACCGAAGAGGAGCUAGCAGAGUACAAGCGCCAACUAAAGGCCAAGCAGGAAGCUGCUGCUGCUAAAUCAGAUGCUGGUGAAUCCGAUGCAGCAUCCGAUGUUGAAGGUUUAGCACCAACAGCUACAACAUCACAUACUGCUUCGACCUCUGAGUUUGCGCAAGCCAACGCUGCACCAGCAGCUGCUACCAGCACCAACGCCGCCGGAAAUAGCAAUCAGGACGAAGCUGCCGCAUCGAACGGUUCUCAGGCUGCACAGAAAACUGAAGACGACGAAUGGGCCAAAUUUAAGGCUCUUACCUCCAAGGUUGACACUGUUCUACACAAGACCCAGGACGAAUUAGAUCACAUCAAGAAGGAAUCCUUCUAUCAGCGUCUUCCCUCGGCUGCCGAAAAGAAACGCCAAGAGGAGGAGGAGGCCGCUAAACGCGAGGCCGAGCGCCUAGAGCAGGAGAAACGCAAGGCAGCUGAAUUAGAAGCCCAAAGGGAUAAACUAGCCGAAGCUCUAGUUGAACUCUCCGAUUCAGAAGCCGAAGACGAGGCCGAAGUCGAUGAUAUAUUCGUUACCGAAUACGUUGAUGCCAUAACCAGUGGUGAAAUACAACUUGCUGUUGUCCCUGAAUCUCCCGUGCUAGACUUUGACGACGGUCCCGAUCCUUUUGACACCGCCUACGCCGAAAAGGUUAUUGUCGGAGCCGAUAAGGCCAAGGGCAACAAGAAACUUGUUAGCCUAGGGGCUGCUGUAGAAGUUCUCUCGGGGCGUGUUGAACGCGAAAAGGCUUUAGAACUUGCCAAGCCCAAGAGAAAGUUACGCAAGGGCAUUAAAAAUCUCCUACUCAGCGAAUCGGUUGAUCUAGCCGAUGCGGAUGAGGAGGAUUACGUUGCUCCCGAGCCUCAGAUAAAUCUUUUGGAUGAACUUGUGGAUGAUGUGCCAGAUGCGCCCAUCGAUUUAAGCGUUUCCUUGCAUUUGAAUUUUAUACAACCCAAGAAGCCUCCAUCGGACGAGGAAGACGAGGCUGAAGCUGAGCCGGCUUUGCCUGAUCUCUCAGAAUUUGAUACCCUCAAGGAUCCAGAGGACGAUGAAUUUGCUGAAUUAGCUGCAGAGUCAUUGAACAAAAAGGAAGAAGUCACUGUCAUCAAGGAGAUACCGCUGCCUCCAGCUGAGGUCCUAACCGAAUUAGCCGCAGCCGAUUGGGCUGAAUUUGAGCAAUUACCUGAGGAAAAGGAAGCGGGUAAACCCAAACGCCCUCCUCCACCCAACCUAGUGCCUGGGGCUAUUUACAUCAGCGACGAAGAGGAGGAUAAUCAGGACGACGAUCCCUUCAAUACAAAUUACGCCGAAGUUGUUAUCAAGAAAACCACAGUCCUAGAAGAAGACGACGAUUUUGAUCCCAGAGCUGAAGAGAAAGCAGGGCCACCAGCCCGACCUCCUCCACCAGCAGCAGCAGUAAAACUUUUACCCGACACCACUGACUUUGAAUCGGAGGACUUUGAUCCAUUUGAUACCUCGGUAGCUGGUGUUGUCAUAAAAUCUUCAAAAACUACCCUUAAAGAGUCUUUGAGUGAUCCUGACUUUGAUCCCAGGGCUGACGAAGAACCCGUUGUCAAGCCAGCAGCAGUACCUCCACCUCGACCUCCAGCAAUACAAACAAACACCCAAGAAGACUUUGAUCCUGUUAGACGCAAAUCUUCCCUCAGCUUAAGCUUGAAGAACAAAGCCGUGGGCUUUUUGGUGCCCAAUCCCGAUUUACUAGGGGCGGCAGAGGGUGCUGGCAAUAACAAGAAGCCGCUAACUCCCUAUUACGCGCCGGCCGACGCUGCCUUCAGCGAGCAUCAGUCAGAAGAUCCCUUUGACACCUCCUACGUUCCGGAGGCAAAACCCUCAGAAGUUGAGCUAAAACAUUUGGAAAACGACCUCUUGUCAAAGCCCACAUUGAAGCAUAGCAUUUCGGAUCCUGAUUUUGAUCCCAGAGCUCCUCCCACUCCAGUACCUGCUGAGGAUCUGCUGGCUGUGAAAGAAGACAUAGCCAUUAAGGUAUUGACACCGGCUCAAGAGAGCAAGGAUCUAGCUGACGAAUACGUAGAUCCCUUUGACACCUCUAUAGCAGCUAACAUCCAGCCGGGACAGGCCGAGCUAAAGCUUUUGGAAAACGAAUUCCUGCCCCAGAGGCAAUCGAGCACUCCCACGGGAGUUCUUGAUACCCAGAGCGACGCCCAGGAAUUGGGUUUGGGCGACAAGGUGCUGACACCCCAAUUGCCACACAAACAGAUAGUGGUACCACAAGAAAUCGAUCCUUUCGACACCUCCAUUGCUGAGAAUCUACAGCCAGGGGAGACAGAAAUCAAGCUUUUGGAAAACGAACUUAUUGAGAAGUAA